Periophthalmus magnuspinnatus is the source of this 1605-nucleotide messenger RNA. RefSeq names its product neutrophil cytosolic factor 2 (gene ncf2). The transcript has 15 exons. The record is from RefSeq and is a predicted model, not a curated record. Lineage: Eukaryota; Metazoa; Chordata; Actinopteri; Gobiiformes; Gobiidae. Gene Ontology annotation, molecular function: superoxide-generating NADPH oxidase activator activity; protein binding. Gene Ontology annotation, biological process: superoxide anion generation. The coding region runs from base 77 to 1546 and encodes 489 amino acids.
UCCUGUUCUGUCUGGUACAAAUCACAAGAGUUUCCUUAAUUUGGUUAUUUGAGUUUGGUGAAGUGCUGCAGACACCAUGACUUUUCUGGACACUCUGCGACAAUGGGACGACGCUGUGACAUGUGUGGAUAAAAAGAACCUCCCAGAAGCCCUCAGGAUUUUCUUGGCCAUAGAAGAACCAAACUCCAAAAUUUAUUUUAACAUCGGCUGUCUUCAUCUUCUCAAUAAAGAUUUUGAUGCUGCUGAAAAGGCUUUUGAUGGCAGCAUACGCAAAGAUGAACACUUGGCUGUGGCCUUCUUUCAAAGAGGAAUUACCUUUUACAAAAAGGAGAGGUUGGAGGAGUGUUUAGGUGACUUCACAAAUGCCUAUAAAGCACUUCGAGGAAACCAGCUGAUCGAUUACAAAGCUCUUGGUCUCAGAUACAAGCUGUUUGCAUGUGAGGUUCUUCACAACAUGGCUCUAGUUGAAGCUCAUUUGGGAAAUUGGAAAAAUGCCCAAGAAAACCUGCAGAAGGCACUGGACUGCAAGACUGAAAGCAAACUCAACCUUAUCGACAAAGCAUUUCGGUCUAUUCUGAAACAAAAGCUGUUCAAACUUGUGGAGUUUCCAUCCAGUGAGCUUUUCAGGCCAAAUAAGCACUAUGUGGCAGAGUUAGAGAAGAAGGACUACCUGGGAAAAGCAAAGGUUGUUGCCUCAGUUGUUCCACAAGACCAGUUUUCAGGAUUUGCACCAUUACAACCACAGGUGCAAGACGGCCCUACGAGUCCAGAGGAGCCUGGAGUCUUCAAAGCUUUAGAAGGAAAAGCUCACAUAGUUUUAUUCGAGUUAUUUCCUGAGACUAGUGACGAGUUGGCAGUAGUGCCUGGAAAUAUUGUGUUCGUACUUCAGAAGGGAGCUGACAACUGGGCUACUGUUAUUUUCAAUGGGAGAAAGGGGCUUGUUCCUUACAAUUAUCUGCAGCCACUGGAUUUUUCACCCACUUCUAAAAGACCUGAGGGAAUAGAUACACCUCCAACACGGGAACCACCAAUGCGACCUAAAAGAAAAGGCGAUCAAACUUCUGUUGUGGAAAGUGGAGCUGAUCAAAACAAAAAGGACACAGACAAUACCUGUGUUAUCAAAAUCCACUUCACUUUUACCUUUGCGAUCUCACUACCGUUGGGCUCCUCUUAUGAAGUACUCAUCGACAAAAUAGGAAAGAAGCUGAAACUUGAAGCAACAUCGUUAAUCUUGAGUUUAACCCGAGAGGAGACAGGAGAGAGUGUAAUCAAUGCAAAAACAGACAUGAAAAGUGUGUGGAACAGAGCCAAAGAUGGCCGCCUCACUAUGUGGUGUAAAGUCUAUGAGCCUCAAGAACCACAGAUUUCCUUCAUCGCUCUUCACACUUAUGAGUCCUCAAAUCCAGAAGAUCUUAGUUUUCAAGAAGGAGACAAGAUCCUUUUACUCUCUAGAAUUAACCAGGAUUGGCUCGAGGGUCAGUGUGGUGAAAAGACAGGCAUAUUUCCAGCUUCUUUUGUUGAGGAGCUACCCGUCAAUGGGCAGUGACUGAAGGCUUUUCAAGCUUUCCAAGUUUCAUUUGAAUGUUUAUAUUUAUAUGAAAAAGU